Molecule: messenger RNA, 3438 nt
Organism: Knipowitschia caucasica
Lineage: Eukaryota; Metazoa; Chordata; Actinopteri; Gobiiformes; Gobiidae
Source: the annotation of a GenBank genome assembly
AUGACACCUCUCUCACCUCCCUCUGCGCCUGUAUGCAACAGCGCCACAAACUGCACCUCUCCUCUGCUCCUGCGGCAUGUUGCGAAGACCGAGGCGACAUCCGCUGCAGACAUGGCCUCCCAGGUCCAGGUCUUCUCUUCUCCGUCUGUCUCCUCCAGCGCCUACUCUCGCUCCAAACGGCUCAAAGUGGAGAACUCCUCCUGGGACCCAAUGUCCAACAACCAACUGGACAAUAUCCACAACCACAACAACAAUAACAACAACAACAACAGCAGCAGCUACUACCAACCCCAGCAGAGCCCAGCCCAGGGCAUCGCACCCUCAACCUCCUCUUUCAACCCCAGCCAUGUCUACAGCAGCUCCCAGACUCGGCCCCCGGAGCAGACAGUGGUCAGGGCGGCGGACAGCACGGGCAGUUUGAGAGGUCCGCCAUCUUGUUCUUCGUCUUCAUCAACUUCAAGCCGUCGCGUUAAAGAUGCAGAGUCUUCGUCACAACUCUACCACAAGCAGUACAGUGUGAAGAGGAAGAGCGAGGAGGUGGACAGCAGCGACAGUGUGCAGAUACUGGAGGAGCUGUCAGCUCCUGUCGUGACCAACAGGACAGCAGGAGGAGGGGGCACGACCAGAGGUACCACCACAGCUCAGUCCAUCGCACACUCGACUUCUACGACCAAAAGCAGCACGUCCCACAGUGAGGGCGAUUACCAGCUGGUGCAACAUGAAAUCCUCUGCUCCAUGUCCAAUAGUUAUGAGGUGCUGGAGUUCUUGGGCAGGGGCACCUUCGGACAAGUGGCCAAGUGCUGGAAACGAGGGACAAACGAGAUCGUGGCCAUUAAAAUCCUCAAGAACCACCCGUCGUACGCACGGCAGGGCCAAAUAGAGGUGAGCAUCUUGAGCCGCCUGAGCACAGAGAACGCAGACGAGUUCAACUUUGUGCGUUCCUACGAGUGUUUCCAGCACAAGAACCACACGUGUCUGGUCUUCGAGAUGCUGGAGCAAAACCUCUAUGACUUUUUAAAGCACAGUAAGUUCAGCCCCUUGAUGCUGAAGUGCAUCAGACCCAUCCUCCAGCAGGUGGCGACGGCGCUGAUGAAGCUGAAGAGCCUGGGACUGAUCCACGCGGACCUGAAGCCCGAGAACAUCAUGCUGGUGGACCCACUACGACAGCCGUACCGGGUCAAGGUCAUAGACUUCGGAUCGGCCAGUCAUGUGUCCAAAGCCGUGUGCUCUACCUACCUGCAGUCACGCUACUACAGAGCUCCAGAGAUCAUCCUGGGCCUUCCCUUCUGUGAGGCCAUAGACAUGUGGUCUCUGGGCUGUGUGAUCGCGGAGCUGUUUUUGGGCUGGCCGCUGUAUCCAGGAGCCUCUGAGUACGACCAGAUCCGCUACAUCUCUCAGACACAGGGCCUUCCAGCGGAGUACCUCCUCAGUGCAGGCACCAAAACCAGCCGCUUCUUUAACCGCGGCCCGGACUCCAGCUACCCCCUGUGGAGACUCAAGACGCCAUCAGAGCACGAGGCAGAGAUGGGAAUCAAGUCAAAAGAAGCGAGGAAGUACAUCUUUAACUGUCUGGACGACAUGAUGCAGGUGAACAUGACAAAUCUUGAGGGCACAGACAUUUUAGCAGAAAAGGCCGACAGAAGAGAGUUUAUCGACCUCCUAAAGAAGAUGUUGACUCUUGACGCGGACAAACGCAUCACCCCCAUGAAGACCCUCAACCACCCGUUUGUGACCAUGACCCAUCUGCUGCACUUCCCCCACAGCUCGCAUGUGAAGUCCUGCUUUCAGAACAUGGACAUCUGCAAACGCCGCUGCAGCGCCUUUGAAAAUGGGAAAAACAUGUUCAGCAACAACACCCCGAGUGCAGCCACCAACCUCACAGUGACGUUCAGCAGCCAACUCAACCAGCACAACCAGAUGGCUGCGACAGGAGGCCAGUCCCUGUCCCUGAGCAGUAAUGUCCCGUUAUUGAACUACCAGCCUGGACUUUACCAGCAGGCCACCAUCAACAUCCCAGGACUGACCCAACAGAGCGUCCCACUGCAGACACGCUCCAGCCAGAUCUGCCCCCAAACCGAGCCCUUCCAACAGACACUCAUCGUCUGCCCACCCACUAUUCAAGGCCUUCAAACCUCCAGUAAGCCGUCUGGAUACCCGGUGAGAAUGGACAACUCUGUUCCGUUAGUUCCUCAAAACCAGUCGUCUCAGCCGCUGCACAUUCAGCCGGGCAUGUUGGCACAGCAGGGGUGGCCCACCGGCACUCAGCAGAUCCUGAUCCCCUCCACGUGGCAGCAGAUGCCCGGGAUGACACUCCACAAUACUGGGCAGGCCGUGGUCCCGGACUCACCCAUGGGUGCCCCACUGUCUGACACACAACACAGUGCAGGAUGGAGGGGUCGCCAUGGUAGCCAGUGUGAUGCAGCCAAUCAGGAGUCUAGUCGUCACAACUCGGGACCUGUCCACUCCAGGUCCCAGCAGAAGAGAGGAAAAGGACGACACGAGAAUAGGACCAGAGCGGUGGUGGUUCACAGCACUGCAGCAGGGGACCAGUCUCAGCCGAUCGUGAUCUCAGACACGCCCAGUCCAGCGGUCAGCAUCAUCACCAUACACAGCGACUCUGAAGAUGAGGAGGACAAGAAGCAGCCACCGGCCUGCUCUGGGACCAGUCAAAGGACCAACGUCAUCAGCUGUGUGACCGUCCACGACUCGGACUCGUCGCUGAGCAGCCCCCUGAGCCCAAAGAGCUCCACACAGACGGCCAAGUCCACCGCUGUGAUCAUGCCCAGUGUGAAGAGCCAGGGGGCGCCAGAGAGCACAGCAUCACACAGAGCACAGUCCAACCAGGUGUGUUGUAUUCAAACUACAGAUCAAGCUCAAAGUGGAAAGUCUAAGAAAAGUGUCCAGCCCAGUCAGGGCGGAGACACUUCCUCAGAGAGACAUCAGCGUGCAGCCUCCAGCCGAUCGCAGCCUCUCAACCUGAGCCAGGUGCAGCAGUCAGUCCUGUCCUCCACCCACGACCCAACAGGCACAUCAGUGAAGCGCCAGUCCACCUACGCCCCUCCCGCCUCCCCGCACGCCUCCUACCGACUGCACGAGAGCUCCGCGUCCAUCUUCACCUCCGCCCCGAGCCUGUACGCUUACCCAGCCUCCGCCGCGUUGGCUUCCGUGUCGCAGGCGGUGGACCAGGGCAGGCAGAGCAGCGCCCCCUACGCCCCCUCCCUGGCUCUACUGCAGAAGAACCCCCAGUACCACCACCACCACCACCCACCAGCCCCCGCACACACAAGCACACCCCCACCACACGCAUCACCUCAGCGGGCAGCCCUUCCACCGCUCCACGGCCCCCUACCAGAGAAAACUCAACCCCUACCCCUAUCUGUGAGCGCCAGGGCAAAGAGACUAGAGGAGCACAAGUUCAGAAGAGCGGGUUUGACUUGA